UAGGAAUCAUCCUUCCAAUUCGGUUAUCAAACGUAAACCGUUCCAUAUGUCAUUGUUAUUCAGGAUGUCUGCAAGAACUCCAUCUUCUGCAUACCACAAACGAAUGGCUCUCUUAAUGGUGGACAGUUUACCCCAGUGCCAGUUACCAUCGUGCACGGUGAAAUUCCCUACUCGUUCAUGCUUUCCUACCUGUUUGCUCCCGUGUGUAAAACACGCCCCGCAACAGGGAUGGCCAGAUGUUUCCGGUAUUUUUGUUACUUGCUGUUCUUACUACCCUUGGCCUGGGAAGUUUUAUGAAUGAAAGCUACCAACCCUUUCGAUACAGUUGUAAAACUGUCCUUGUAGGAGUGUUGUACCUCGUUGGUUUGGUUUUUUUUUCACCUACACACGCGCGAACUUUACCUAGUCCUAGCGUCCAACAUAGAAAGGAUCGCUUCUGCAGCCCCACUGGCUCAUUAGCGAGCUGACCGUUGAGGUGUGAACACAUGGUCUGAACCAUCUACCGACUACGACAUUUCGUGCAAAAUACCGUGUGAUGUGUGAUCGAUCGUGGUGAACAUUGAACAUCAAUAUUUAAGUGAAACGAUCUGUGAAAAAAUCAUUCAACACAAUGAAGCGCAGCGUCAUUCAAUCGUAUACAGCCGUGCGUUUAACUGUGUUACUUUGCUGUCUUGGAAUGGCCACAGGCCGGAUAAUUCACCGGAUUAGUGAUUACAAUGCGCCGAUGGCGGAACCAGUGCGUCAGUGCCGUGCAAUCUGCUUGGCAAACCAUUUGCACGAGGAGAUCAACAAUAUCGUCGUGACGGAUGAGUGUACGGAUCGGCCCAAUUGCUUCAUGUGCUGGGAUUAUUGCAAGAUUCUGCACGAGGAGAAACGCAUCGUUCGCGAUUUGAUGUGCAGUGAUGUGAUUUGUUACUCGGGAUGUAAGACGGCGUGCAAAUACUACGGAGGUUUCUUUCGGAAUGUGAAACCGAAAACUUUGUUAAGGACCCUCGCACUGCCGACCAGUCACUACGCUGUAGAACCCAGUGCAACCUAAUCAACUGCCUCGUUUCUAAUCGUUACCACCACCAACGAAGGGCCUUGUUCCAGCGUACAAAGCAUUGUAAAUACGUCACUAGUGCUUAUUUAAAACCUUGUUGAAUAUUGUGUAGGAUAGCUAGAUUGUAAAUAUGGAAUGGAAGGACGCAUUGAAAUAAAACCGUGUUUUUACUGGUUAAGAAACAUUUGUAAG
Anopheles funestus (African malaria mosquito) is the source of this 1234-nucleotide messenger RNA. RefSeq lists its product as uncharacterized. NCBI's taxonomy places the organism in Eukaryota, Metazoa, Arthropoda, Insecta, Diptera, Culicidae. The record is from RefSeq and is a predicted model, not a curated record. The transcript has 2 exons. Bases 611 to 1039 code for a protein of 142 amino acids.